Messenger RNA from Trematosphaeria pertusa, 929 nucleotides. RefSeq lists its product as uncharacterized. NCBI's taxonomy places the organism in Eukaryota, Fungi, Ascomycota, Dothideomycetes, Pleosporales, Trematosphaeriaceae. The record is from RefSeq and is a predicted model, not a curated record. The coding region runs from base 18 to 800 and encodes 260 amino acids. Gene Ontology annotation, molecular function: metallopeptidase activity. The transcript has 2 exons.
CUUCGAACCACUCCGAGAUGAAACCCCUCCUUCUUCUCAACGCGCUUCUAAGCGCAUCCUCCGCUAUGGUGUUCCCCCGCCAGACCACACAUCUCGGCGGAAACAGCACCAGAGAACUGAAAAACUGCCAGCAGCCCGACGACGCUUUCCUCCAACUGACUGAGCAAUUAGAAGCUGAGGAAGGGGACGGGACCGCACUCGUGCCCAGAGCAGACGUCGAGAUCGAAACAUAUAUCCACGUCAUUGCCGCGGGGAAGAAAGUAGAAGAUGGAUGGGUUUCGGACGAAAGCAUCACCCAGCAAAUGCACGUCAUCAACGCCGCCUUCGCCAAGCGCGGCCUACACUUCACCCACGCCGGCACAACGCACACGCUCAGCAAAGACCUUGCCAUCAUCACCGCCGGCGAGCCAAUCAGCAGACUAGGCACCCAGCUGCGCCAGGGCGGCUACGACGCGCUGAAUCUGUACAUCGUGAAGGACAUGCCCGGCAACGUCGCCGGCGACUGCACCUUCCCCGUGCCCAACCCGGGCCCAGCCUUCCCCAACGACGGCUGCCGCUUCAACUGGGACACCCUGCCGCCGCGGUCCAAUGGCCGCGUCGUGAUCCACGAGAUUGGGCAUUGGCUCGGCUUGCUGCAUACGUUCCAGGAGGGCGUGGUAAAUCCGACGUGCACGACGGGGCAUGGUGAUCGCGUUAAGGAUACGCCGAUCCAUUUGAGGCCGAAGGGGCUGGGGUGUGGGAGGGUUAGUACGUGUCCUGGGAAGGGCAGCGAUCCGGUGCAUAAUUAUAUGAGUGAGUGAUUUGAUCUUGUUGGGGGGAGGUGGGGGAGCGGGGUUUUUGGUGGACUGGGCUGACGCGUGGUAGAUUAUACGCCGACGAGUUGUUGGACGGGGUUUUCGGAUGGGCAGGCGAGGAGGAUGCAUAGUAUG